AUGGAUACCUCAUCUCGGGCCUUGGAUGACCGUAGGCCAAUACUGCAGCAGUUAAUGGAGGAAUUCAUUUCGCAGCGCGUCAAGCGCUGGAAGGCAAGGCAGGAAAGGGUCACUGACCGGGAGCUUGCCGCAGUAGUCGCGGAUAUGAGCUGGGCCUAUGACUCCCUCCCGAGGCAGGGACCCGGAUGCCUGCUGCCUGACCACAACGGGGGAUACGUAUACGUCCCCUAUGAUGAGAGCAGAGAGGGACUUCCUGCAGAUCUCCAACAGCGCAUAGACAUGCUCGAUGGCUGGGUUAUAGAUCCCAAAAAUGCACCGAAUCCGCGCCAGAUGGACAAGAUGCUGGAGAAGGAGGUCUACGAGAAGUGUUUCUGGGAGUUCCUGGAUGGUGGCAGCGCCGCGCGCAUCAAGAUGCUCGCCAAAUAUCGUCUCAUGGAGAGAGGCAUCGACGUUUCCCCGAAUGAUCCGCGUAACCCGCAGUUCAAACUCGCCGUUUCAGACGUCAACGAAUUCGGCCAUAUCAAGAUGAAUUGGCGCUACCUGAACUGGAACUGUACUGAAGGCGAAGUGGUGCGGUGCUUGGACAACUACUCGCGCUCGUUGUUCAGCCCCGAGACCGUCUUCGCCCGACUUAUGAAGGACCUCGACACCAUACACCACCCCGAAGACGCCUCUAAAGAAGCCGGGAAUCUCAGCAACGAGCUCAAGUCGCCGAAACAGUUCAAGAACGAGCCGGAAUGGUCCUACUUCCUCUGCGGCCCCGACGGUGCUACGACCCCCUUGGAGGACAUCGCAUGGACACCGCUUCGACGGCGACCCAACGACUUCAAGAUGAUGAAGCGCAUGAGCAGGGAGCAAAGCAAAUGGCCCAUCAUUAUCCGGCCCUGGCAGCUGCGCCACUACAGGCUCUGCUUCCGAGUCCACCAGCUCCAGCUGCGGCAGCUGAAGUACUCUGAGGAGGUUGAGAAAGGCGCGGCCCUCAAGGCGCUCGACCAGACAGGGAAGCCGUAUCUCAAAGGAGGCUAG
Messenger RNA from Parathielavia appendiculata, 1026 nucleotides. RefSeq lists its product as uncharacterized. The transcript is spliced from 3 exons. NCBI's taxonomy places the organism in Eukaryota, Fungi, Ascomycota, Sordariomycetes, Sordariales, Chaetomiaceae. The record is from RefSeq and is a predicted model, not a curated record. The coding region runs from base 1 to 1026 and encodes 341 amino acids.